AUGAAAGUAGUCCAGCACACCACUCUCAGUCUCACAGAGGACUGCAUGCAGGAAAAGACAUGAUCGUGUCAAGACUUCGACACAGAUCCGUCGUUCCCCCAAAGCCUUCUAACCUCAAAUCCUUGGGGCCAAACAUCCCAAACCACUUCCAGACCAGAAACCAGAACAGACCAAACCCGAACCAGAACCAACCCCCAUCAGGGGAGAGGAGCCAGGAGAGGAAACAACAUCAACUACCGGAGGGGAAGGUGAAGAGGAUUGUGCGUAAGUUCAGCAGCCAGGAGAAUGAGGUGAUGGGGCAGGCAGGACUAGAGACAAGAACAGGGGUAGAGGCAGGGGCAGAGACAGUGACUGGGGCAAAGCAGGGAGACGGUGGGGUGGUGGGAUGGACAAGUACAAGGACAGAGGCAGGACAGCAGGCAGACAGUAACAGAGGACAAAGGGCCCAGCAGGCCGACUAUGAUGCUAUAAUAAUGAGCCCUGUGGAACUCAGCCUCAUACCACCUCCAGUACCAUUGAGAAAGCCACGUUCUGGCCCUCACACACAACCUACAGCACAACCCACAGCACAGAGUGAUGCCGUGCCCCUGGGGCAGAAGACAGACAACCAUCUGGGCACCCUUCUCACACCUGGACAUGGACGAGGAAACAGAUCAGCUCCCGAUGGAAGUGAGGUGGAUGAAGCGCCUGUGUGUGUUACCAUUGAGAGCAGACAAACCACAGGCUCGGCAGCCACCCCUAGUGGUCACCAUGGCAACAUGACACAGUGUCAGUGCAUCUGUCACCUGAGGAGAACUGGCAUGAAGUUAGUCUGGGUUCCUCUGGAGGAAGAGGAAGAUAACUAUGUAGAGGUGAUAGGGGAUGAAGAAAAAGACAAACGAGGGAAUGAGCACCAGAAGAGAGUGGUGAAGGAGGGGAAGGAAGAGGAUGAAGAUGACUACAUAGAAGUGACAGGGGAUGAAGAGAAAGAAAAACGAGGGAAUCAGGACCAGAAGAGAGAGAGGAAGGAGGUGAAUGAAGAGAUGUUGGGAUCUUUCAGAGCAGAUGAGCGAGGGGGGGAAAGUCAGACAGGGUGCCAGACAGAGACAGCUGCUGUGUUCAGUGAGCACAGAGAGGUCAGAGUUCACGAGGUCAGCGAGAAUAACAGCCAGAGAUCCUUCCCUUCAAAACAUAACACAUCAUCCAACGCAGAAUCUUCCCUGGCCCUGAUGAUCUGCUCACAGCACAGCUCAUAUCAGCAUAGCACACGACAGCACAGCUCAAACACCAAGCACAGCUCACACCAGCACAGUUCACACAUCAGACCCCCUCAAAACAAAACUGAGACAUAUGAUGAGGUUACAUAUGAGGCCAUGCCCAUGUCUGACAGAGAAGAACCACAUCCACCCCCACUCCCACGCCUAAUGAAACCUCCACUGAUGCACAAGACGCAGCAUCCCUCUCCUCCGAAGGAUAAUCUCCAGAGCAUGUCCACGUCCUCUCUCUCUGGCCUACUAACCUCAAUUUCAAAGUCAGACAUCCAGAAGAGUACCCCUUCCCCUCAGACUCCUCCCUCCAUCUCCCAUGGCAACCCCCAUCAGCCAAUCCUGCGACCUCUGCCUCCACUUCCUGUUUUACAUGAUCUCUGCCUUCUCCCCUGCCCCAUCAUGCCCCGCCCUCCUCAACUCAGACCUCAGAUUCCAAUGAAACCUCUUCCACCUAACCCUGAGCCCAGUGGCCCUAGCUGUCUCAGCCGACACUCAUCCACAGAUGCUGAUGUUAGGGAUGACUGGGUGACUGUAGACGGGGAGGACGUAGAGGAGCCACAGGAACAGGCAGAUAGUCCCAGGAGGAUCUCCUCAGACUGGGGACCUUUGAGGCUGGACGAACCUCUGUACCAGAUCUACCAGGCUAAGUCCAUCAAGGAGGCGAUCCAGCUCCAGAGCAUCAGCCGGAGUGCCAGCAGGGCCACCGUGGACCUCCAUAUGAGGCUCAGGGGCGGUGGGUCCUUAGGGGCCCCUAAGGGUCAGUCCUUCAGGGCCAGGAAUGGCCCCGCAGAGGUCACACUGUGGCAGGAGCUACCGGUGGUCAGAGACAGUGGGAUCCUGGAGAGACUCAGUCCAGAGGAGCUGCAGAGACAGGAGAGCAUGUUUGAAGUAUUGACAUCGGAAGCCUCGUACCUCCACUCACUGAACGUUCUCACUGAUCACUUCCUGAUGUGUCGGGACCUUGAUGACACACUGGUGAUCCAUGACAAGAAGACCCUCUUCUCCAACAUACUCCAUGUGUAUGAGGUCAGCCAGAGGUUCUUGAAGGAUCUUCUGAGUAGGAUCGAUGAGAACAUUCUGAUAACUGAUGUGUGUGACAUCAUCCACCAAUACGCCCUGUACGACUUCUCAGUCUACAUUGAUUACAUCCGUAACCAGGGUUACCAGGAGAGGGCCUACAGCUCCCUCGUGCAGACCAACAACCCAUUUGCGUUGGUGAUGCGGAGGCUGGAGGAGUCUCCUCUAUGUCGUCGUCUUCCCUUCUCCUCCUUUCUGCUCCUUCCUUUCCAGAGGAUCACACGCAUCAAGAUCCUUGUACAGAACAUCCUGAAGAGGACUAAAGAGGGCACUAGGGAGGAGAACACUGCCUCUAGAGCCCUGACCUCAGUGUCUGAGAUUAUCAAGGAGUCCAACACACAGGUGGGCCAGAUGAAGCAGAUGGAGGAACUCAUACAAGUCAAUAAUACAUUGGAGUUCAACAAACUCAAGGCUGUUCCCAUUGUCUCGAAGGCUCGCUUCCUGGAGAAGAGAGGAGAGCUAUAUGAGCUAUCCAAAGGGGCCUCCCUCUUCAGUUCUCGUCUCAAACUCACCCCCAUCUACCUCUUCCUCUUCAAUGACCUACUCAUCAUCACAUGCAAAAAGAGCUCAGAGCGCUAUAUGGUGACAGACCACACCCACCGCUCCCUGGUGCAGGUCCAGCCCGCGGGGUUUGGGGUUGGAGCGGAGGACCCAGGGCCCAAGUUGGAGCACUCCUUCUGUCUGCUACUGCUGGAGAACCACCGAGGCAUUGCCUGUGAACACCUGCUGAAGGCCCCCUCAGAGUCAGAUAUGCACCGGUGGAUGGCAGCAUUCCCUUCCUUAAAUGACCCAAACAGAAAGGAAGAGGUGGUUUAUGAGGACUGGGAUUGCCCCCAGAUGCAGUGUGUGGAACAAUACAUUGCCCAGCAGGCUGAUGAGCUCACCAUGGAGCCUGCUGACAUUAUCAAUGUGCUAUGCAAGACCCAUGAGGGUUGGAAUAAGGGGAUGCGUCUGUCUGACGGAGAGAAGGGUUGGUUCCCUAGCAAAAGCGUGGUGGAGAUAACCAACGAGCAUCGGAGGAGACGGAACCUUCGGGAGCAGUACCGCAUUGCUCAAGCUGCAGCUAAAGUCACAAAGAACUGACUACCUGCAUAUUUGUAUGUGUGUCCCAAAUCACACACUAUUCCCCAUAUAGUGCACUAGUUUGGAGAAAUGUCCAAUGGGUCCUGGUCAAAAGUAGCGCACUAUAAAAAAAAAAAGGUAUUACAGGGCUAUUUGGGACAAAGCCUAUGUCAAACCAAGGAUUUCUCUAACCCUCUUUUCUUUUACCCAGAGCUUCAACUCAAGUGCAUCAUACAGUGGGGCAAAAAAGUAUUUAGUCAGCCACCAAUUGUGCAAGUUCUCCCACUUAAAAAGAUGAGGCCUGUAAUUUAUCAUAGGUACACUUCAACUAUGACAGACAAAAUGAAAAGUAAAAAAAUCCAGAAAAUCACAUUGUAGAAUUUAUUUGCAAAUUAUGGUGGAAAAUAAGUAUUUUGGUCAAUAACAAAAGUUUCUCAAUACUUUCAUUGCCAACAAAGGGUCAGCUUUUUCUGUAAGUCUUCACAAGGUUCACACACUGUUGCUGGUAUUUUGGCCCAUUCCUCCAUGCAGAUCUCCUCUAGAGCAGUGAUGUUUUGGGGCUGUUGCUGGGCAACACGGACUUUCAACUCCCUCCAAAGAUUUUCUAUGGUGUUGAGAUCUGGAGACUGGCUAGGCCACUCCAGGACCUUGAGCCUCUCGCUCCCACCAUCAUCACCCAGGGGCCCAGCAACAGCCCUUCAUCAGAGGUGAGCUUCAUCCAUCUGAAUAGAACCCUCAACAUGACGAGUUGAGUUUAACCAAAAAGUUUUAUUUUGGUGUCAUAUGGUCAGAUGAAAUUCUCCCAGUCUUCUUCUGAAUCAUCCAAAUGCUCUCUAGCAAACUUCAGACGGGCCUGGACAUGUACUGGCUUAAGCAGGGGACACGUCUGGCACUGCAGGAUUUGAGUCCCUGGUGGCGUAGUGUGUUAGUGAAUGUAGGCUUUGUUACUUCAGUCCCAGCUCUCUGCAGGUCAUUCACUAGGUCCUCCCGUGUGGUUCUGGGAUUUUUGCUCACCAUUCUUGUGAUAAUUUUGACCCCACAGGGUGAGAUCUUGCGUGGAGCCCCAGAUCGAGGGAGAUUAUCAGUGGUCUUGUAUGUCUUCCAUUUCCUAAUAAUUGCUCCCACAGUUGAUUUCUUCAAACCAAGCUGCUUACCUAUUGCAGAUUCAGUCUUCCCAGCCUGGUGCAGGUCUACAAUUUUGUUUCUGACAGUCCUUUGACAGGUCUUGGCCAUAGUGGAGUUUGGAGGGUGACUGUUUGAGGUUGUGGACAGGUGUCUUUUAUACUGAUAAGUUCAAACAGGUGCCAUUAAUACAAGUAACGAGUGGAGGAUAGGAGGACAUUUAUAGAGUCCAGAAGAAGUUACAGGUCUGUGUGACCCAUAAACCUUGCUUGUUUGUAGGUGACCAAAUACUUAUUUUCCACCAUAAAUUGCAAAAAAAAUUCAUUCAUUGUCUGUCAUAGUUGAAGUGUACCUAUGAUGAAAAUUACAGGCCUCAUCUUUUUAAGUGGGAUAACUUGCACAAUUGGUGGCUGACUAAAUACUUUUUUGCCUCACUGUAUAUAUACACUUUUGUAGCUGUAUUGGUAAAACUAAUGCUAUACUACUCUUACCUACACCUGCUGCCAAAUGCUCCCCAUUGACUGAUGUACUGUAUUGAUAGAAAUCUUUCCUAGACAAAUCAAAAACAUUUAUAUGCCAAAUUAUUUUAUUAGACAGAUAUUACGUGUCAUGAUGUUGUAUAAGGCUGGGUUGUGACUGGCCAAAUCGGGGCCAGCCCAGUAUACAUCGAUAAUGCCAGGACCCCCUGGCAUCAUGGUGACCAAGUUUAUCAUUGGUACAGGUACACCUCAGAGGACAGGGGGCCUGCAAAUACAAUACCAUGCAACACACAAACAAGAUAAACAGUCACUAAAAUGUGUUAUCAUAGGUAGUUACCUUGAAGGCAUUGGAAAGAGGCAUCAAAGCUGUGUACAGUAGUAGUAAUAAUUAUUGAAAGUUGUUGGAAGUCAACAUGAAAUAUGUUCCGAGGACAUAAAAAUAAAGUUGCUCAACAGUAAAUUA
Oncorhynchus nerka (sockeye salmon) is the source of this 5450-nucleotide messenger RNA. RefSeq names its product rho guanine nucleotide exchange factor 15-like. The transcript has 17 exons. Bases 60 to 3407 code for a protein of 1115 amino acids. Gene Ontology annotation, molecular function: guanyl-nucleotide exchange factor activity; protein binding. NCBI's taxonomy places the organism in Eukaryota, Metazoa, Chordata, Actinopteri, Salmoniformes, Salmonidae. Gene Ontology annotation, biological process: activation of GTPase activity. The record is from RefSeq and is a predicted model, not a curated record.